AUGACCCUAAAAGUAGUGGAUAUGCCAAAGAACAAGGAAAUUGAUUACCUGUUGCUUGCUCCUACGAAUGUUGCAGCCCAGAAUGUUGGUUGGAAGACUAUCCACUCAGCAUUUAAAACAAACAACAAUCACUAUCAAGCCUUGUCCAUAGAGACAGAAUCAUCAAUGCAAGCUUUGUUGCAAAUAAAAGUCAUCAGCCAAGAUAUAAGUGAUAAUGAAAUAGCAAAAAGUCAUGCAAGAUAUUUGGUAGGAGGUAGAAGUAUUGUUGAAAAUGAAAGAUUAUUUAGAUUUGAAUUCCCUGAAAGACCUGGAGCAUUAAAAAAAUUCUUGACUGGAUUGAAAUCAAGUUGGAAUAUAUCAUUAUUUCAUUAUCGUAAUCAUGAUAUAGGAAAAGUGUUGGUUGGCAUACAAGUUCCAUUACAAGACUAUGAAGCAUUUGAAAAAUUUAAAAAUAAACUUGGUUAUCAUUGUGUAGAAGAAACAGAUAAUUUAAUCCCUGAAGAAUUAGAAGAAGGUCGUGAUGGCCUUACAGUUAUAACACCUAAAAGGUUGAAGCGGAUCACUGAGUUUAUGGUAGAUAGCAAGAUUACCCUUUUGCGCAGUCCUCCAUCAUCAGGAAAAAAAAUAUUAGAAAAAACAAAUCUUUCUGAAAAAACAAAAACCAUGCCUGUUUACAAGAAAAAAUGUAUAAACACGUCGCAAGAACUUGAGUUAUUUGAUUCCGAAGAACAAAAAGAACAGCAAGUCUGGUUGAUUCCCUAUACUGGACAAAUAUUUUUAGAUUAUAGGUAA
Entrophospora sp. SA101 is the source of this 792-nucleotide messenger RNA. Lineage: Eukaryota; Fungi; Glomeromycota; Glomeromycetes; Entrophosporales; Entrophosporaceae. The record is from the annotation of a GenBank genome assembly.